This is a messenger RNA of Prorocentrum cordatum, 456 nucleotides long. The record is from the annotation of a GenBank genome assembly. Lineage: Eukaryota; Dinophyceae; Prorocentrales; Prorocentraceae.
AUGGUGAGCGACAUGACGGGAGUCGCGCGCACCGUCAAGGACGCCAAGGAGGUGCUGUGCGGAUUGGGGGCCCCAGGCCAAGCCGUGGCGGGCAGGCUGGGGCGGGCCUCCGAGCGCCGGAAUGCGGCGGCCCACCCGGCGUACGCGGGCCUCGCCGCGGCGGCGGGCCAGGUGCUCGCAGACGCCGACAUGCAGGUCGAGAGGAAGGCGGAGCAGGCCAACGUGUCGGAGCAGGCCGUGGCGACGACCCCCAAGGCCAGGGAGAAGCUGCAGCAGGCCGAGCAGAUGGCCAGGAAUACUGAGGAGAUGUUGAAGCGAGCCGAGGAGGCGAUGCAGCAGGCCGAGCGCAACGUGCAGCUCCCCGAAGAGAAGGCCAUGCAGGAGUCGAAGAAUGCCAAUGGGUUGGCGAAGCAGGCCGAGGAGAGGUCGGAGGCGGUGCGCUGCCUCGUCAGCUAG